UCUAAAUCAUGCCACGUUGAGAUUACGCCUGUGAUGAGCUGAGCAGACGCAAUGAUCAUCCUCCUCCCGCUCUCACGCGCCGCUCACAGACCGCCGAGAGACGACGCGCCGAAAAGUUGUCCAAGUUUUCUUUCCUCAUCCGCCGCAUUUUCUUUUAUUCUUCCACAUUCCUGCGGCGUUGACUCCUUCGGUCCUGAGACCCACCACCACCGCCACCGCCGCCACCACCCUCCCCCGGCCCGCCCCAGCAUGCUGGGCUGACGUCUGAGGAAUGGCAUCGGCUGUGUUUGAAGGCACGUCGCUGGUCAACAUGUUUGUCCGGGACUGCUGGGUCAACGGGAUCCGGAGGCUCAUCAUCAGCCAGCGGGGGGAGGAAGAGGAGUUCUUCGAGAUCCGGACCGAGUGGUCGGACAGGAACAUUUUAUACUUGCACCGGAGUUACUCCGACCUGGGUCGGCUCUUUAAAAGACUUGUAGAGUCCUUCCCUGAGGACAGAAGAGACCUCUCCAAGUCUCCACUGAUAGAAGGGCUGGUAAAAAUCAAAGAGGCACACGACAUUGAGGAGAAACUGAACGAGGUGGAGAGACUACUGAAGAAUGCCAUCAACAUGCCGUGCAAGUAUUCCAGGUCAGAGGUGAUGUUGACGUUCUUCGAGCGGUCGCCGCUGGACCAGGUGCUGAGGAACGACAAGGUCCACAGAAUCCAGCCGUGCUUUCAGAGUCCGAUCAAGAUAUCAGAAAUCAUGCGGUCCAACGGAUUCUGUCUGGCCAACACGGAGACCAUCGUGUUCGAUCACAAUAUCCCUGAAGAAAAGGAGAGACCUUCGUCCACUGACUCUGUGGAACAUACGUAUGAGGACGGAACAGAGUUUCUGCCAAUGGAAGCAGACGUGUGCGACGAAGAAACAGAAGCGUAUGUCACCAACCUUUCCUACUACCACCUGGUCCCGUUUGAAACCGACAUCCUGGAGUGACAGAGGGAUUUUUCACCCACAAGACGUUUUUUUUUUUGCCAACGGACGGUCGACGCUGUCGCCGCGCGCAGCCGCUCCGAGUUAACGCUGCCGCUUAGCGUAGCAUCCUCAAGAGUUGCUUAAAGUUUUCUAGCUCACGUCGGAGUCGGGCAGGUGCACACAGUACGCACCGAAAUACUGACAGAACGCGACGGCAGCAACACUUUAUUUUAUUUUUUGCCAUUUUCUGUGACGUCACCGGUGUGCCUCAUCCAGAGCCUUAUUUAAAAACAAAUCAGGACAAGAGUCUUCAGACUGACUAUUAGAAGGAUUUCAGGUGAUGUGAUGCAACCUGUGAGGACCGCACGUCGGCUGAAAUUUGGAAAGGAACCAAACCGCAUUGGACCGGUCACUGUUACUCAUAACUCUGCUGAAGUUACCAGCACUCUUUCUUUAUCUUUAGUGUUUAACCGUGCGCAGCCAGUUUCACCGGUGGACCUCGAUCAUAGCAUCGGAUGCAUCUUUAAACUGCUUCCCUUCCACUGGUGUUUUGUUUGCUGUGGGAAUGCAGGAGUGAAGCUUUGUGUAUGAGCUUUGUUUAUGGUGCAAUUUACACCAGCAUUUAGGGAUUUCUUUUUGUUUUUUCGUGUUCAAGCUUAUAACUCCGAUUUGUUGCUGUGAUAAAAGACGUAGCUUCUUCGGCAUGAGAGAGCUCCGAGAUCCAGGUGAAACUGGACGUGAUGCGUUCUCAUGAGAAGGUUUAGCUGCCUCCAAGCUAAAUGAAUAGAAAUCAUAGGAAUUUGAAUUUAAGGUUAAACAAAUAGUGACUUAAAGCUGCUGUUAAAUUAAUUUACAGUUUAAGCUACAGAAACAUUUUUCACAGUUAAAGAUAUGUGCUUCUGUUUCGCUUGGUUCAACUAUCAAUUUCAAGAACGUAAAAGAAAUAUGAAGUGCCAUUAUCAUCCUGUUACAACACAGUCUUUCCAAAGUGAGAGCUCAAUGCUGCCUUUUUGGAUGUUGGUGAGAUUUUGUUCCUUAAAUAAAUGUAGAAUGCAAUAUG
Molecule: messenger RNA, 2012 nt
Organism: Seriola dumerili (greater amberjack)
Lineage: Eukaryota; Metazoa; Chordata; Actinopteri; Carangiformes; Carangidae
Gene: pxdc1b
Product: PX domain containing 1
Exons: 5
Coding region: 272-973 (233 amino acids)
Molecular function (GO): phosphatidylinositol binding
Source: RefSeq, a predicted model, not a curated record